This is a messenger RNA of Lactuca saligna, 1452 nucleotides long. NCBI's taxonomy places the organism in Eukaryota, Viridiplantae, Streptophyta, Magnoliopsida, Asterales, Asteraceae. The record is from the annotation of a GenBank genome assembly.
AUGGAACUCAUAUCCUUCAACAAAUUUCCUGAAUAUUCAGAGAAACACACUGUGAGCCAUCUCAAGAACGAUAUCAAACAUUUAAACACCAGACUCUCACAACUUCAGGCUUUGUUGGAGGAAAAGGAGUCUCAAUUACGUCGCUCCAGGAGCAAUCUUUCAACUUCCCGCCAAUUAAGCAUUGAUGGUAACAAUGAAUCUAUGUGCUCUACUACACCUUUACCUAAAGAAUCCGUUGUUUCAUCUGGUGAAGCUCAUUCAUCCACCACUCAUUUGAGUGGGAGAAAGUCCUUGGAAAAGGAUAUUAAUACACCUCAGGGUCAAAGUGAAAGCACUUCAAAGAGCAGUUAUGGUGGAUAUGGUGAUGAGAAGAAUGGUUCUAUUGAAACCGAUGAAUCACAGCAAGAAGAAGAUUUCCCAGAAGUGAAAGUAGACUUUCAGGAAACUUUUUUGGGCCACACAAGCCCAAUUAGUUGCUGUAGGUUUUCUACAUCUGGAGACAACAUUGCAAGUGCUUCUGUAGAUGGAACAGUUAGGGUAUGGACAUAUGACUCAUCAACUUCAGCAUCAAGAAAUGCAACAAUCUAUUGUGGGGCAGAGAUCAUGUCACUAGAAUGGGAUUGCAAAUCUGAUCGAUUGCUUCUCAUAGGCACUGCUGAUGGAGGAAUAAAAGCAUGGAAUGUUGAUGCAAAAAGAGUUGUUUGUGAUCUCAAUACAACUGAAGCAUUUCCAAGUGUUCUUGACCUAAAAUGCAGCCCAGUUGAACCACUCUUUGUGUCUGCAGCAGCUUCCAGAAGAAAUGGCACAAGUUUUAUAGAUAAAUUGGGAUUUGCAUCAUUAACUGUUUGGAACAUGAGGACAUGGAAGCCAAUGACAGUGCUUCCACUUGGGAAAGAUCCACCUGCUAUCACCUCACUGUGCUUCAACCACAAUGGAAAGAUUCUAGCAGCUGCUGCUACUGAUGGAAUGAUUCACAUGUUUGAUAUGUCAGCAGGCCUACAAAUAACUGGAUGGCCAGCUCAUGAUUCUGCUAUCAGCUCUGUUCUUUUUGGGCCUGAUGAAACUAGCAUUUUUAGCUUGGGUAUAGAUGGAAAGGUAUUUGAGUGGAGCUUACAAAAUCAAGGUAAAGUUCUUUGGUCAAGAAAUUGCAACAGGUUGAGUAAUGUUGAGAGUUCAGAAUGUUAUAGACAUGAAAUGGCUUUAGAUGCAAAUGGUAAACGACUUUUAGUCACAUCUGAUUCAGUCAGAGCACCAAUAUAUCAGGUUCAAAAUGAUAUGAAUGGGAUGAAAAGCCUUCCUCAUAGUGCAGCCAUAUCAACAGUAGAUUGGCACCCGACCCUGCCCAUUUUCCUCACCGGGUCAGUGGACAAUUCCGUCCGGGUCACAUCUAUUUUAUAAUUCUCUUUUUUUUUUUCUUUUUUUUUUUUUUGAGUUUUUUUUUUUUUUUUUUUU